AUGGACGUCUGUAAUAGCACGGUGCCGGGUCUGUCAAAAACACUGUGUGAAUCUGGGACGAUGACCCUGAGGCGGUUGGUAGAGAUGGCUGGACCAGACUUCUUCAACGUCCGAGAGGUGGUUUUGUUGCUUGGGGUCCGGUCUGCCAGAGUGGUGCAGCGCUUCCUGGACCUGGUGAAGGAGAGGACGACAGCUGGAGAGAAGCGUGUCCUGCAGCUGUGGUCCACGGGGAAUCGCCCGCCUGACCCAAUGGACCCUUUCCUGGACAUCCACCUGGAGCCUAACUUUGCGAAAGACAGUGGUCCUCUGCUACGCAACACAGACCCAAAGAUGGACUUGUGCAGAACGGAUCCAAAAGUACUUUAUAAGACUUGUGUUAAAAUCCUGAACAAGAGAAUCCUGAACAAGCGUGUGGGACGACAAGCUCGGAGGUUUUAUCAGGAGGUUACAGAUGUGGUGGUGGCACCAUCUGAGCAUGUGACCCACGUGUGUUCAGGUGGUCACGCCCCAGAGGAGGACUGUGGUGCACGCAUUACAGCAUCAUCUGCUGGUGGCAUGGAGUGGGCAUUUUGUGGCAGCAACAAGAAUCUCACGCCCUAUAAAAUCGAGGGUAACGUGCUGAAAAAUGGCUGCUUCGUGGAUGCUCUUAACCUGGUCCCCCAUGUGUUCCUGCUCUUCAUCACCUUUCCCAUCCUGUUCAUUGGUUGGGGAAGUCAGAGCUCCAAGGUGCAAAUCCACCACAACACGUGGCUCCAUUUCCCCGGCCACAACAUGAGGUGGAUCCUCACCUUCCUGCUGCUGUUUGUCCACGUGUGUGAGUUCACAGAAGGCCUCGUGGCCAGCAAUGUAAUGGGCCACAACCACCUCCACCUGUUCAUGCCAGCGUUCAUGGGGUUCAUAGCAGCCACGACCUCGGUGGUUUACUACCACAACAUAGAGACGUCCAACUUCCCCAAACUGCUGCUGGGUAAGAUGAAGAGAGCUGCACGAGCGAUGAUUUACAACAAAAUCCUACGUCUUUCCACCUCCAACAUGUCGAUGGGGGAGAUGACGCUGGGCCAAAUCAACAACCUGGUUGCCAUAGAGACCAACCAACUGAUGUGGUUCCUCUUCCUGUGUCCCAACCUUUGGGCCAUGCCUGUUCAGAUUGUGAUGGGAGUGAUUCUGCUCUACUACUUGUUGGGUUGGAGCGCCUUGGUCGGAGCCUCGGUUAUUGUUCUGUUGGCUCCAGUUCAGUACCGCAUAGCUACAAAACUGGCAGACACACAGAAAAGUUCACUAGAACACUCCACAGAUCGGCUGAAAAAGACCACAGAGAUCCUAAAAGGUAUAAAGCUGCUGAAGCUUUACGCCUGGGAGGAUAUUUUCUGUGACAACGUGGAGCAAACCAGAGGCAAAGAGCUCACCAGCCUCAGGACGUUCGCGUUUUACACUUCCAUGUCCAUUUUCAUGAACGCUGCUAUUCCCAUCGCUGCUGUUCUUGUGACGUUUGUGACGUAUCACGUCAUCUACGAAACCAGUCCCAAACCCUCUGAAGCCUUUGCAGCAUUGGCGCUGUUCCACAUCCUGGUCACGCCACUCUUUCUACUUUCCACCGUCGUCAGAUUUGCUGUGAAGGCGCUCGUCAGCGUCCAGAAGCUCGGCGAGUUUCUCCAGAGUGAUGAAAUCGGAGAAGACAGCUGGCGAAAUGGAGACAUAUCUGUUUCCUUGGAUUCAGGCAAAAAACAUUUUGGGGCGACCAAAGCUAUCAACAGGAAGCAGCCGAUACGCUACCAGAUGGACAGCUACGAGCAGCCGAGCAGGCGGUCGACGAGGCCCACGGAGACGGAGGACGCGGCCGUAAAGGUGAGCAAUGGAUCCUUCACCUGGGGAAACAACCUGCUGACGCUGUCAGACAUCAAUAUGCGCAUCCCCACAGGUAGAGACAUAUUUUUGGAUAAUUUUAUAUAA
Messenger RNA from Nematolebias whitei (Rio pearlfish), 1950 nucleotides. RefSeq names its product ATP-binding cassette sub-family C member 9. The transcript has 13 exons. The coding region runs from base 1 to 1950 and encodes 649 amino acids. Gene Ontology annotation, molecular function: ABC-type transporter activity; ATP binding; sulfonylurea receptor activity. The record is from RefSeq and is a predicted model, not a curated record. Gene Ontology annotation, cellular component: membrane. Lineage: Eukaryota; Metazoa; Chordata; Actinopteri; Cyprinodontiformes; Rivulidae. Gene Ontology annotation, biological process: transmembrane transport; potassium ion transport.